Messenger RNA from Patiria miniata (bat star), 3861 nucleotides. Its product is annotated as D-beta-hydroxybutyrate dehydrogenase, mitochondrial-like. Bases 447 to 1619 code for a protein of 390 amino acids. The transcript has 4 exons. Lineage: Eukaryota; Metazoa; Echinodermata; Asteroidea; Valvatida; Asterinidae. The record is from RefSeq and is a predicted model, not a curated record.
ACAAAAGCUUGACACAUUUUCUCUUUGCUCCCCAUGCCGCUCUUUUUUUUUGCUCUCAAUCCAACUGGGUUUUUCCCUGCCCGGCAUGUGUAGCUCGUCCUCGUUUCAACUCUUCAUCCCUAUUUUGCGAACUAUUUGGAUCGAUAGAUGCGCUUUGAUUUAAAGAGCGGUGACUUUGCUGUGCGUCUCUCUUUCACCCCCCCCCCCCCGAGUGGGGCGUUUGUAUAAUCGUCGUUUGCUUGUCUGCCCAAUCGUAGCAUCGUGUCCUCGCUUGACCUCAGGAUAUGAGGUACGGAGUAUACUGCCCACCUGUACACAACCAGGAGGUCUCUAGCUAUAUAAAGAGUUAUCGGCAACUGUCAAACAGUCAGUCCUGUUGCGACGGACCACGCGUCACUUAUUCCGAUACAGCACACCUGUGAUUGUGUAUACAUUACAACCCAGCCAUGGGAAGCCUGGUUUUGUUCAUCUACCUGUUCGUUGUGUACCUGCUGCCGUGUACGCUUUGGGUCAGGCUGAUAGCGGCCGUGCCGGCGGUGGCUUUGCUGCUGCUCACCUGGCUGGGACCGCCCGAGAAGCGCCUUGGAUCUGCCGGUAAAGCCGUGGUGGUUACCGGCUGUGACACGGGGAUCGGUAACGCACUGGCCCGCUACCUGGACAAGCUGGGUUACCGCGUGUUUGCUGGGUGCCUGUACGCCGACGGGGAGGGGGCAACAGAGUUGCGUGGGCAGUGCUCGGAUCGUCUCCAUGUGCUUCAGAUGGACGUCACCGACGCACACCAGGUGUCUUCUGCGGCAGCUCAGGUGCACAAGAUCGUCCGGGACAACAGUGAAAGUCUGUGGGGUGUGGUCAACAACGCCGCCGUGAACGGUCUGGGGGAGUUGGAGUGGAUCAGCUUGGACCAGUUCAAGUGGGUGACGGAGGUGAAUCUGUGGGGAAGCAUCAGGGUCAUUCAGGCGUUCCUGCCCCUCAUCCGCCGGAGCAAAGGUCGCGUAGUCAACAUGAGCAGCAUCAGUGGCCGGAUGAGUUUCCCUUGCAACUCCCCGUACUGCCUGACCAAGUACGCGGUGGAGGCGAUGUCCGACUCCCUGCGACACGAGAUGUACAAGUGGGACGUCAAAGUGGUGCUGGUGGAACCGGCAAACUUUGCUGGGGCGACCAACUUCUUCAAGAAGGAGAACAUCGAGAAGAUCUUGCGUGGAGUCUGGAGCAAAAUGUCGGAUUCCUUGAAGGAGGAGUACGGUACCGAGUACUUCGACUACGUCUUGCAGUCCAUGUGCUCCUGGUCGGGUCAGGGUUCAUCCGACCUGCAGCCUGUCCUGACAGCGGUGGAGGACGCCCUCACCGUUCAGCAACCCAGGGAGAGGUAUGUGGCGGCGCCCUUCGCCGUGCAGUACAUCCUGCACAUGCUGUUCGCCCUGCCCACCUCCUGGGUGGACAUGGGCUUCACCUUCAUGUGCGGGAGGUCCAGCCUGCCCCAGGCUAAGAAGGAGCCCGAAUCGCAUCCCGAGGCCCCAUCGACGACGACCUCAUCGUCAGCUUCACCCCUGACACCGGAUGAAAAUGAUAACAUCAUCAACGUCAAUGGCAGCGCGGCUAACGGAAACCUCGGGCAGUAGAUGUCAGAAUGUGGCAGCCAUCUUGGACAGUUCAUCCUUGCUCUAUGAUCAGGGUAUGGUUUUGUUCGCCCCCAAAAAGGGGGGGGGGGUAGUGAAUGUAGAAGGACUAAAGAACCAGAUGGUCGCUUCGUCUCCGGCUUUGGCUUUGUUUCCAGUCCAAAAUUGAUGAGAAUCCUGCCAUGUUUUCAAACCUAAUAACGAAAGUUUCCCAUUGGCAUGGAGUUUUGUAACAGGAUUUGGUGUCGAAGCUGAACCGGAGGCGAAGCCAAGAUUCCGUAAACCCCAUAGUUGAUUCCACGAUGGCUGCCUUUUUUUAUAAACAGUUAUAACAGAAGUACUUUUUAGAUUAUUGUGGCUAUCUAUGAGGGGCCAAUGUUGUUACACUAGGGGUGAGGACGUUAUUGUGAUUUUGUUGAAACAGCAGGCUUUGUCCUUGCUAAAUUGGUUUUCGUUUUUGUACCAACUAUCAUGAUUUCAAUUACCUCGUUAAUGUAAAAAAUUAUAAAAUAUUGGAAAAGUGUCAUAAACUUUAUAUGUAUAUAUACAGUUUUAUUUUGAGUUUGCUUUUUUACUUUCAAGCUUGAGUGUAGUUUAUCUGUAACUAUAUAUGAAAAAAAACAUGUUUUAUCUUUAUGGUGUGUGGAUAUAAUGUAUACGAGUUCGUAGUCUAUGUAAAAAAGAAAGUGAAUACGGCAUAAGGAGGGCGAGUGUAUACAGAAAUUACAAAUCAGAGAAAGCUUCUUUUUAAAUUAUCGGAAGUAGUCAGGAAUGUAGACCAAUAAAAGCACAGAUUAGGAAAAUAGACCAUUUAGCUCGGUAAUCGAUAUCAAAAGCUUUUUUUUUAACUUUAAGUGGACGAUAUUUUCUACAUUAAAAAAAAUAGGCAGCAGUCGCAUCUUAGAAAAUAGUGAACAAUUUGACAAUUGUACAAAUUGCUAAAUUCGCAAAAGAAACUUCACUGUUAUCACACAGAAUUCCCGGAAUGGAUGUUUGAUGUACACAUUGGUAAUUGUCUUAAAGAAAAUCAUUAUCUAUAGGCAAACUAUUAUACUCCAUGUGAAAUUUCAUUCUGAACAAAACAAAUGGAAGUACAAACUUUGGAGAUAUUCCCUUAAUACGAUAUUGAAGAGUUGUUAUCGAUUACAAGAUAUUAUAAGUUGUGCCAAAGCAUGUAGAAAAUGUGCACCGACAUGUUUGUUUUAAGCAACAGAUGACACAGUAGUUUAAAAUUAGGUUUUAAUAUUACUUUUCUUCCUUAUCGAAUAAAAAGUCAGGUUUGUGACCUUUUUUUUAAUCUGUAAAUCACCAUAAGUACAUUAACAGUUUACGUUUAUUACAGGAAUAAAACAUAAUAUCUCUUAAUUUACAUGAUCUCUCACCCAAUACGGUUAAAGAUUUGUACUUGUUUAUAUUAAUUCUCCCCGCUAGGUUAAAAUGUUCAUGCAGAAAUUGCACUCCUGCAUUUUUACAUCAAUUUUUUUUGCUGACUAAAAAAAAAAAUCUUGUGGUUACUAAUUUAGGGCCUGUUACCCGGACGGAGCCUUGAUAUUAGUCAUUGCAUGCAUCCCCCUACUGAACUUUUCAAGCUGCCGAAACUAAAACCAACAUGGAAGCCGCUCGGAUGAACUUUCUUGAUUGAUUAUUUCCACAAUAACACUUCCAGUCUAAUUGAGCAUGGCAUAGCAGUGCCAAGCCAGGUCAUUUCAGGCUCAGUUCAGGCAGUUCCUUUGGCCCGACGGAUGACGACUGCUUUUAAUGACGCCAUGGGAAGGGUUAUAUUUAACCGAGUUUUGAUGGUUAACAGAAGAAAGAAAACACGAUUCCAAGGGGGUAGAAUCAUCGAUCAAGUUAUGCUUUAAAGGAAUUGACCGAACGUUUGGAGCGAUGGGCCUAAUUAUAUACACGUUGCUGGCAUCCAGGUAUCGUUUGGAUUCCGUAAUUGAGUCUAAGUGUGAUUGAAUUGUACCGGGCCAGAUUUGACUGCAACUUUAAUCACAACCUCGACCCAAAUGAGUAUGAAACCAUAAAGGCUAUGUUAUAUGGUAAAAAGUUAUACAGAAUGCCCACAAUUAACUAUACGAAAACCAAAUCACAAUGUGUGUAUACUGUCGAUUUCUUGCAUAAUGGAGACGUGUGCGUCUCCUGCCGUUGAGAGUUCGUGGCAACCAAGAGUCCGAGCUCUAAACCGGUCUUUGAACUUGCAUUUCUGAGAUGUUUGGAAUGGAAGAAGACCCAAAAGUCU